Solanum verrucosum is the source of this 1150-nucleotide messenger RNA. RefSeq names its product BON1-associated protein 2. Gene Ontology annotation, biological process: defense response. The record is from RefSeq and is a predicted model, not a curated record. The coding region runs from base 83 to 892 and encodes 269 amino acids. Lineage: Eukaryota; Viridiplantae; Streptophyta; Magnoliopsida; Solanales; Solanaceae. The transcript has a single exon.
UCAAUCGUACAUCAACAUGUAUUAUUAUUAGCACACAGAAAAGCAGAAUCUGGAGAGGAACAACAAGCUAAGCUCCCCCCAAAUGGAAGAGGGAACUCAAAUUCUGGAGAUCAACUUGAUCUCUGCUCAAUCCCUCAAAACCCCAGUCGCUAACUUGCGCCGUAUGCAAACUUAUGCCAUACUCUGGGUUGAUUCAUCAACCAAGCUUCGUACCAAGAUCGAUCAUCUCGGCGGUGAAAACCCUACAUGGAACGACAAAUUCCUCUUCCGUGUUUCGCCGGAAUUCAUUUCAGGUGAAACUUCCGGUGUCUCUGUUGAAAUCUACGCCGUCGGUUACAUCAAGGAUUUUCUCAUUGGUACUGUGCGUUUACUGAUAAGUAGUUGUCUUAAAGGAAUUGCGAAUCAUGGAAUUACUACUGCAACUCCGGCUUUCACUGCUGUACAAGUUAGGCGGCCUUCUGGAAGAUUCCAUGGAGUUUUGAAUAUUGCUGCUGCGGUGUAUAGUAGUUCGGAUUUUUCGUUGUUGAAUGGAUUAUCUGCCAUCUGCUUCGGGGAUUUGAUGGAAGAAAAAGAGAAUGGUAGUCGAUGGCGUCGGCGACGUCUUAGCCGUGGAGGAUCGAAGCGGAGCGAGCCACCAUCAUCAGGCAGCGAAUCUUACGAUUUCUCCGACGGCACUGAUUCGACAACUUCGUCGUCGUCGUCAUCGGCGGUGUCAAUGGCGUUGAAAGAUUGCAACUGUGUACCAACAGUUACAGAGAUGGCGGGAAAGAAAGAUUUGAAAUCAGACGGUGGAGGUUUGCUGUGUGGAUUGAUGCUGCAGAAGAAGAUCCCAUUCUGUCCGUUUGAUCAAAAUUCAGCGUUCUGGACUGAAUCCAUUGAGAAGGAACCAUAAUAAUAAACGGUCCAGAUUCUUCUUAUACAAAUCAACGGUGAUGAUCAACUCUGCAUGAGUACAACAAAUCAUUUCAGUUGCAAAAAUAUCAAAUCCACCCUUUGAGUCUCCUUAAUUGCAGAUUUCACCCAUUCAUUUGUUUUUUCAUUGCUAUUUUUUUGGUUAAUUUUGAUUAGCAAUUAACAUUUUGUGAUGUAACAUCUUGUUCUUGAUUCUGCAUUGGAUCAAACUGUUGUUUUGUGUUCCCUUAAUCUUGUA